AUGUUUACCCAACCAGACGCACGCCCAAAAUUCCAGGAACAGCUAGCGUCUGAAGUCAAGUCCAUCUAUGCAGGUCUGAUCAUGGUCGAAACAAAGUGUAUUCAGACGGCGGAUAAAAGCACUAGCCCUCCGCUUACUCCGAAUUAUGCGACGAGGGCGAAUAUCUCCUGGCAGCCAUUGAUCGCUCUGCAUAGGACCUUGUUGCACGAACAUCAUGACUUUUUUACUCGCCUUUCAGCACCCUUCCACUACGCCGUCUUGCACAAGUACUCAGUGCCGGCGCGGAUGUGGAAGCACGGUAUUCACUCUUUCCUUGAGCUAGUAUCCCGUUUGCACGCUUACGCCAUGCUUUUCUUCUCCGAGCCGCCGGGAAUCGAUACUGGACUGCAGAUUUACACUGCUAGCAAAUGUCAAGAAGAAUAG
Messenger RNA from Mytilinidion resinicola, 423 nucleotides. RefSeq lists its product as uncharacterized. NCBI's taxonomy places the organism in Eukaryota, Fungi, Ascomycota, Dothideomycetes, Mytilinidiales, Mytilinidiaceae. The record is from RefSeq and is a predicted model, not a curated record. The transcript is spliced from 3 exons. The coding region runs from base 1 to 423 and encodes 140 amino acids. Gene Ontology annotation, molecular function: protein binding.